Molecule: messenger RNA, 1434 nt
Organism: Acanthamoeba castellanii str. Neff
Lineage: Eukaryota; Discosea; Longamoebia; Acanthamoebidae
Product: serine/threonineprotein kinase, putative
Exons: 9
Coding region: 1-1434 (477 amino acids)
Biological process (GO): protein phosphorylation
Molecular function (GO): protein kinase activity; ATP binding
Source: RefSeq, a predicted model, not a curated record
AUGGCCGACGAAGGAUUGAUCAGCAACCUCGAUGAGGCGUGGAACAUCAACUACGAGGACCUCGACUUUGGCAAGGAGAUUGGCAAGGGCGGCUUUGGUUCCGUCUACGAAGGCGAAUAUUUUGGCACACCCGUCGCCAUCAAAAAGAUUGUGGAAGAGGACCCAGAUGGUCUGCUGUACCUGGAGCGCGAGGUGAACGUGCUCAAGGGCAUGCGCCAUCCCAACAUCGUCCAGUUCAUCGGUAUCGCCGUGCACGAGGGUGCGCUGUUCAUCAUCACCGAGUACGUGGACAACGGCAACCUGCGCAAGUUCCUCAAAGACUCGAAGAUCGUACGCCAUGGCAUCCCCUCCCAACCAUGCAAGAAUUGGUACCUUCACUCGCGCAACGUCAUCCACAGAGACUUGAAGAGCAAGAACCUCCUCGUCGGCGACAACUGGCGCCUGAAGAUCUGCGACUUCGGCUUUGCGCGGGUGAAUGCGUCCAACCGGCCGAUGACGCUGUGCGGCACCGACGACUGGAUGGCGCCGGAGAUGAUCAUGGGCUUCCAGUACGACAACAAGGUGGACGUGUUCUCCUACGGCAUCGUGCUGUGCGAGCUCAUCACGCGCGCCAAGAUCUCCGACCACCUCCAGCGAAAGCCUCAGGAGGCGUUCGGCCUCAACGUGAGCCAGCUCGAGAAGCUCAUUCCCGCCGACUGCCCGCCCGAGUUCGCGCAGGUGGCCAUCGAUUGCUGUGGAUAUGAGCCGUCGGCGCGUCCCUCGUUCAAGGACGUCAUCCGGCGCCUCAAGCCCAUCAUGAAGACCCUUCCGCCAUGGAACCCCUCGGCCACGCCCACCGCCGCGCCGCCGGCCCCCUACUCCCCCGUCAGCCGCACCCAGGCCGCCCCCGCCCGCCCCGCGCCCACCAAGGCCCCAGCGAUCAAGGCGCCGACGCCGACGGCCAGCCCGCCCAGGUCCCCCAACCCGUCGGCGGCGCCCAAGUUCACACCGCCGGCGGCCGCUCAGGCCAGGCCCGCCUCGCCCGCCGCCGCCUCUGCGGCAUCGCGGAGCAACGGCACGCCGUCGUCGCCCCUCGUGUCGAACCGGAGCGCCACCAUCGCGCCCAACAAGGCCCUCACCCCGCCCACGGUAGUCUCAGCGCCGGCGACCUCGCGCGCCUCGCCGGCCCCGACCGGUGGGUUCGGCUCCUCGCCCUCGGGCUCGCGCGCCACGCCCUCUGCCGGCCUUGGCUCCGGCGCCUCUGGCUCUCGGCCCCAGCCGGUCGCGGCUGCUCCCAAGCCGACGCCCGUGGCCGCUGCUGCUGCGCCCAAGCCGGCACCUGCUACUGCCGCAUCUCCCGCGGCUGGCGGGUUCGACGCCAACGGCAACCCAAGGUCCUCCGUCCGCUACGCAGGUGUGCGCCUGAAGAAGACCGGCGGCCAUGGCCUGUGGUAA